Molecule: messenger RNA, 2642 nt
Organism: Schizosaccharomyces octosporus yFS286
Lineage: Eukaryota; Fungi; Ascomycota; Schizosaccharomycetes; Schizosaccharomycetales; Schizosaccharomycetaceae
Product: para-aminobenzoate synthase
Exons: 1
Coding region: 431-2563 (710 amino acids)
Biological process (GO): L-tryptophan biosynthetic process
Source: RefSeq, a predicted model, not a curated record
AAAAGGUUGGUUGGGGUAAGGAAGAAAACAUCCUAGAAUUGCUCCUUUUUUAACAUGUUGUUUAAAGAUAUUAUGACACAUCUUUUAUGAAACUAGUAUUACAAUAUAUAUAAGUCGAGGUUUUUUGAGGUGUAAUCUUUUUUUUUCUAAUCAAUAAACCUCUUUAUGGUUGCAUAAACUCACUAGAACCCAAUUAAAUAUACCUUUUUAUAAGUUGUUCGAGUGAAUUAACGGAAAGAUCAAAAUCUGAUUUUAAGAACUGUCUUCUUGUACGUCUCUUUUAGCCAUACUCAAGAUCAUAUGUAAGCUAAUUGUAAAUUACAUAGUCUGCUACUCUGGGUUUUUUAUUUUUAUAUUCGUAAGAGUGCUGAUGUUUUAGAAUAAGUUUUUUGAAGUAAUUCAAACAGAUUUUUCAACUACUAUCUCAAAAAUGGCAAACGACAAAGAGAAACCCUUACGAAUAUUGUUGGUUGACUGUUACGACUCCUACACCUUUAAUGUACAUGAUUUAAUUCAGCGUGUUUCUAGUGAGUGCACUAUUACUACUGUACAUUGGGAUACAGCUCGUCCUGAUCUAUGGGAUCGUCUUAACUGUUUCGAUGCCAUUUUUAUAGGACCUGGUCCCGGAAACCCAUCUGAAUAUGCUUUCGUUUUUGAAAAAAUAUGGAACUCUGAUGUACCGACGCUGGGGAUUUGCUUGGGCUUUCAAUCCCUUGCUUUGUAUUAUGGAUGUUCAGUAGACAAAAUGCCUACACUUCCGUGGCAUGGAAGGGCUUCUAGCAUACGUACUACGAAUGAUUCUAUAUAUCAAAAUUUGCCUUUGGUCAAAGGGAUGCGGUAUCACAGUUUGUAUGUUGAUUCUAUUCCUACUAAUGCUCUUCGAGUCCUUGCAAAGUCAACAGAAGAUCAAAUUAUUAUGGCAAUUGAAGCAGUAGAAAAACCACAUUAUGGAAUUCUUUAUCAUCCAGAAAGCAUAGGUUCUUCUGAUGCCGUUAGCAUUGUGAGAAAUUUCUUUAAUGUUGUUAGGAAGUCUAGAAUGAAGAACCAGUCUACAGCUUCAAGGGUGACAGGAUUUGAUGCCCUAGAAAUUCAACCAUCCCCUUUCAUCAAAAAUCCAGGAAUCCCUACAAUGAGAAUCUCUAGUCAAGAGAUACCAUGGGUAGAUCCUCUGACGGUUGUCGAUUAUCUAAUCAAUGUGAACAAGCCAAUUUGUUUUUUGGAUUCAGCUAAGAAACCAGGGAAAUUUUCUAUUGUUGGCUUUUUUGAUGGCCCUUUCUCCCAUUUUAUUCGUUACAAAAAGUCGAUUAGUACUACGUAUAUUGUGAAUUGUCACAACAAUCGCGAGGAGAAGUAUGAAGGAGAUUUUUGGGAAAUAGUUGCGAAAUUUAUGGAUCAGCAUAAAGCCUUUCCUAUCGAUUCUAAACUACCGUUUCAUGGCGGCAUUAUCGGAGCAAUUGGCUACGAGUGUAGCGACUAUUCUUCCAGGUCCAUAGCCGAAAUAUCAUCGUUCGCAGAUAGUGCAGAAAGAAAUGAAAAGAAUUAUGUUGAUGCUGAGCUUGCGUUUGUCGAUAGAUCGAUUGUAUUUGAUCUAGAAGAUAAAAAGGCGUAUGUUCAGACAUUGCACCCUACAGAUGAUCGCUUACAUAUCUGGUGGAAAGAUUUACUAUGCGAUCUUGAAAAAUUUAAUAAACGUACAACAAAACCUCAUGGUUGUGGAUCAACAACGAAAAAACCGACUGAGCAAGAUUAUACUGACCGCGUUCGUGUAUGUCAAGAAAAAUUACUAGCUGGCGACUCCUAUGAAAUGUGCUUAACAGAUACUACGUUUGCCUCUACUGAUCCAUAUCUUUCAGACUAUGACUUGUAUCUGCAAGUCCGUUCACAUAACCCUUCAUCUUUUGCCGGGUUUCUUCGUUUUCCCCAUUUAACCUUACUAUGCUGCUCACCAGAAAGAUUUAUGAAAUACGAAAAUUCAACGUGUCAUUUUUCUCCUAUUAAGGGUACUCUAAAAAAAGGUCCACAAAUGACCUACGAAGAAGCAAGAAGUAAAUUAUUAAAUCCCAAGGACACAGCAGAAUUGAAUAUGAUUAUAGAUCUCAUUCGAAAUGAUUUACAUCAAUUGGCGAAGAAAGGUUCAGUUGAAGUUCCUCAACUAUAUCAAGUUGAAGAGCAUCCAACUGUUUACUCCCUUCUUUCGCAUAUUUACGGCCAGGUAGACAAAUCUGUAACCGCGUGGGAUGUUUUAGCGAAGUGUUUCCCUCCCGGAUCCAUGACAGGUGCUCCUAAGUUAAGAACGGUUCGAAUGCUUGAGGAAUUGGAACCUCAUGGUCGUGGGAUAUACUCUGGAACUCUAGGAUACUGGGACGUUACUGGAUCAUCAGAAUUUAACGUGGUAAUUCGAUCAGCUUUUAAAUACGAUGAAGAUAAUCUUUGGAGAAUAGGGGCUGGUGGUGCGGUAACCGUCUUAAGUACUCCAUUAGGUGAAUACGAAGAGAUGCUGUUAAAAGUUAACAGCAUUUUACCUGCCUUAUGUUCGUUUGGUCCUGGUCGAGAAGGUUAUUAAUAGCGAAUUAGCAAACUGAUUAAUUUAUGCAAUUGGAUAGAUAAUUAGAAUAAAAUUAAGGGCGAUGGUGGAAAACAGA